Molecule: messenger RNA, 2714 nt
Organism: Eriocheir sinensis (Chinese mitten crab)
Lineage: Eukaryota; Metazoa; Arthropoda; Malacostraca; Decapoda; Varunidae
Product: glutamate receptor 4-like
Exons: 13
Coding region: 126-1748 (540 amino acids)
Biological process (GO): synaptic transmission, glutamatergic; monoatomic ion transport; modulation of chemical synaptic transmission
Cellular component (GO): plasma membrane; postsynaptic membrane
Molecular function (GO): transmitter-gated monoatomic ion channel activity involved in regulation of postsynaptic membrane potential; glutamate-gated receptor activity
Source: RefSeq, a predicted model, not a curated record
UCAAACGCAAGAAGCUGGACGCGUUUGGUGAAACCACUGGUCUGAGCUCUCCUCGGAGGAUCAGUUGCGACACGACUGACAGUGACCAGAGCAUUUGGGAACACGGCGAGAAGAUUACCAGGUUUAUGAGGAAGGUGGAGAUGGAGGGGCUGACAGGGAACAUCAGCUUCACGGACGAGGGCAAGAGGAAAGACUACUCCCUCGACGUGGUGGAAAUGACCUUCAGCAGCGAGACCGUUAAAAUCGGCACCUGGACGGACACAGGUGGCUUCAGCACCGUGCCCCUCAAGUUUUCUCGGCCCGUGUCUCACCGCGUGUUGGCCAACAGUACCUACAUUGUCACCUCAAUACUGGAGAAGCCGUUCCUGAUGCUAAAGAAGGACACCAAUGCCACAGGAAAUGAUCGCUUUGAAGGAUACGCGAAGGACCUGGGUGACUUGGUGGCGUCCUACCUACAUAUAAACUACACUCUUCAGGUGGUGAAAGAUCAGACCUACGGGGCGAUUGAUGAGUCCCAAGAAGGAGGAUGGAACGGCAUGGUGGGCGAGCUGGUCAGGAAGGAAGCAGACAUAGCCAUCGCGCCUCUUACCAUCACCUCCUCCCGAGAACGAGUCAUAGACUUCACCAAACCGUUCAUGACGCUGGGAAUCUCCAUUAUGAUCAAGAAACCUGUAAAAGAGAAGCCAGGCGUCUUCAGCUUCAUGUCUCCUCUUUCCCAAGAAAUAUGGACGUGUGUUGUGUUUGCCUACGUUGGGGUAUCCAUCGUCCUCUUCCUCGUCAGUAGAUUCAGCCCUUACGAGUGGAAGGUGAUAGAGACGUACACGAAGUCAAGUGUAACGAACGACUUCACGAUCUGCAACAGUCUGUGGUUCACGUUGGGCGCCUUUAUGCACCAAGGGAUCGAUCUGUGCCCCAGGUCAUUGUCAGGGCGCAUCGUGGGUAGUGCAUGGUGGUUCUUUACCCUCAUCAUCAUCUCGUCCUACACCGCCAACCUCGCUGCCUUCCUCACCGUUGAGAGGAUGGUGACCCCUAUCAAGUCCGUGGAUGACCUUGCCAAGCAGACUGAGGUGGAGUACGGCACAAGAGAGGGAGGCUCGUCCAAGGAGUUCUUUGAGCGUUCAAAGAUCAGCGUGUACAGCCGGAUGUGGGAGUUUAUGUCUUCACGGAAACACGUCUUCACCUCAUCUUACGCGGAAGGCAUAGAGCGAGUUAGGACUUCAAAAGGAAAAUACGCAUUCCUCUUGGAAAGCGUCAAGAACGACUACAUCAACGAGCAGCUUCCCUGCGACACUAUGAAGAUUGGGCAGAACCUGAAUUCCAAUGGCUACGGCGUCGCCACGCCCAUUGGCUCUCCUCUAAAAGAGCGGCUCAAUCUGGCUAUUCUAAGCCUAAAAGAAGGGGGUGACUUGGCCAGAUUGAAGAACAAGUGGUGGUACGACAGGUCGGAGUGUUCCAAAGACACUGUGCCGACGCAGACCAACGCUCUCACGCUUAGUAACGUGGCAGGCAUCUUCUAUAUCCUCACUGGCGGGCUUGUCCUUUCCAUGGUCGUGGCUCUCAUGGAGUUCUGCUACAAGUCGAAGAUGGAUGCAACAAGAGCUAAGCUGAGUCUGUCUGACGCAAUGAAGGCCAAAGCGCGAAUGUCCAUCACAGGCGGAAAGGACUUGGAUAAUGGACGAUUCUACGCCCCCGCCAGUCAGAUUCUGGAUGGUGACGCACUCCACGCCAACACUCACACCCAGGUCUGACGCCGGCCGCGCGGCUCCCCCUGUCCGACCCCGCAGCUUCAGCUUCUCCACACCGCCCCGCAGCCCGCCCCUCAAGCCGGCCAGACCCCAGACCCGCAGUACGCUCAGUCCUACAGACACUCGUAUGUGCCUGACCAACGGCGUGCGUCCCAGGCAUCGCUGAGUCUCACGUACGGUUCAGUAACGUCCCAGCCUCUGCUUGGGGCUGGACAAACGCCGCAAAGUCAAUCGUUUGUCUCCCAGGCACAAAUAAAUCACCUCUACACCUCCCAUAGCUGUGACUCACAAACCUCCCUCGCAACCUCCCAUCCUAUGAGAGCUUCACAAGCCUCCCUCGACCUUUCCCAGGUGUCGUGUACCACUAGUGUCACUCCUGCGGCACCUCCUACUCCAGGACAAGCCCCCCAGCCGCCCCCAACUUCUCACACGCCAACAUCUCAUGUUUGUGCUGACUUUCCCUUCUGAGCCGCCGUAAUACAACCACGUCGAACACUAACUUGUUGUUUAUGUGUAAUUCAUUGAGACGUCAUCCAUACACCUACGAGAGGCCCUACCCACCUUAUACCAACUGCCUAUUCAUCUUCCUUUCAUCAACACCUUCCUGAUUUCCUUCUCCAGAUAUACCAUUUUCCCUCUUCCGCAUUUUCAUUCUGUACGAUAAACGAAAAUACACAUACUCGCAGAUAGGUACACUGUUAAACCUAGUAGGACUCGGUGACAAAGUAUUAAUGAGGGAAUAUUAUGAAAAGGAACGAGAGGGAAUGUUUGUUUGAGGAUUGAAGUGUACCUCGUCCUUUCUCAAGCUUUCUUCCCGGCUUUUAUUUAGUUUCACCGAUAAUAGAGUUUUGAUCUUUUAAUAAUUACAAUGUUUCAGUCACAUUAUAUAUCUUUCAACAUUUUUUUCCCAAAUUAUUUAAAGCUUGCAGCACGUAGCAAUAGUAGCAGAAGUAGUGGAAAUAGUAAAAG